This is a messenger RNA of Coffea arabica (coffee), 3341 nucleotides long. RefSeq names its product rab GTPase-activating protein 22. Gene Ontology annotation, biological process: activation of GTPase activity. The record is from RefSeq and is a predicted model, not a curated record. Gene Ontology annotation, molecular function: GTPase activator activity. Lineage: Eukaryota; Viridiplantae; Streptophyta; Magnoliopsida; Gentianales; Rubiaceae.
UUAGUCUUUCACAAUUAACACAGUCAGUUAUCAAGAUUGUAGUGGAAAUUCAUGUUGAUCCUGACUGGUUGGCUGACUUAGAGGUCUGUCCUGAUACUUGGGGAUGUCUGAAUAGGAUAGAUUUUCAAAGAAAUCAAUUGCUUGGUAUAUUUUUUGACAUUACCAAAAGGAUGCAGUUCUUGAUCUUGCAUCUGGGGUUCCUCCAGUGAUGCAUUUGGGACAAAGUUCACUCUUUUUUUGGAUAGGUUGUUUAUAUGUGUUGAUAAGGGGAAUGUUGAAAAUUCUAUUUGUGUUUUACUUAAGCUGGUGGUUUAGCUUUGCUGGUUGACUUUUCAUCUCAGAAGAAGGGGGAUGCAAGUUCGUAUUCAACAUUGGACUAAAGAAGAUAUGCUGGAUGUUAGUUUCUAAUGAAUUUCUGUGAUUCACUGAAAAAGAAAUGAAAAGUUAUUAGAAAGGAUAUAUCUUGGAAAACAUUAACGGAUUUAACAGGUGGCUUAGAUGAAAGUUGCACUGCUACAUUUCAAAGUUUCCUAUUCAAGAAAUUUAAGUGCAAUAAAAAGAGAAGGAUGAUUCCUUGAAGAAUUUGAAUGAAAGCACAAGUAUCUCCCAGAGCCUUAUUGUCAGAGAUGGUGCGACAAGAAGACAGAUUCCAAAAAGCGUAUGCUUAGGACUUCUGAUGUUUGUAUCUGCAGAGUGUAGCUCCCUUUCGGAUUAGACUUUCUCGUAAUUGUAGCAGCUUGAUGUUUACACCAGUUCACCCUUGUUCCACCAUCAACUAAGGAUUUGUUCCUUGCAGGAUUACAAAUAUCAUGUGCUUUGAGAUAAACAAAAUGCUCAAGCCUGAUAAGUGGCAGGCAACUUUCGAUGGAGAUGGAAAAGUUUCUGGUUUUCAGAAAGUUCUGAAAUUGAUUAUUUUGGGGGGUGUGGAUCCGUCUAUAAGGCCUGAAGUAUGGGAGUUUCUGUUGGGUUGUUAUGCUUUGAGUAGUACGGCUGAAUACCGUAGGCAGUUGAGAACUGCCAGGAGGGAGCGUUACACAGAACUUAUUAAGCAAUGUCAAGCGAUGCACUCAAGCAUAGGAACUGGUUCCCUUGCCUACGUCGUUGGAUCCAAGGUCAUGGAUAUGAGAACCAGUUCCAAAGAUGAAGGGAAAAGAGAAGCUGAAGUCCAAAGUAGACAAGCCUCUGAUGUUGAUACUAACAAGCCAGACAGUUACACUAAUGGGAAUACUAAUUGUACAGAUACAUCACAUGCAUAUAAAAGGGAAAGUUCUAGUGAUUCUGGUGACCUUUUAAGUGUAAGAGGGAGCUUAAUUGGUGCAGCAUAUGACUCUUCCUGUUUCCUGCCUGCCUCACCUAUUUCUGUUCAUUAUAAGUGCAGUUCCCCAAAUCCUGUGAAAGAAACAUUUGGAUCAAAUUUUCAAGCUGAGAAUUAUUUUGAUUUCCCUCCCUUACCUGUAACAGAUUUGUUUGAGAAACGGAAAAAGGAUAAGAAAGGAUGCAGGUCAUUUGAUGGAGGACUUUCCACCCGCCGUAGAUUGAGAUUUGGAGAUGAGCACAUGCAUAGUUUUCGAAUUAGUAACAAUGCAGAUCUAGUUGUUGAAUCAAACCAUUCUGCACCUGAUGAUAUUUUACGUUGUUCAAGCUCUGAAAGUGAUGUUUGUUGGGAUGGGCAUAAUCCUGUUUCAUGGUCUGAGAAUCUAGUAUAUGAAACUGAGAUGCUUAACAAACUUAAGAUAUCUGAUGCACCAGAAACUUCACCUAUAAAUGCAGCCACAUCUCAAGCGGGGACUGUUAGUGAAGACAGAGUGUCUGAAUGGCUUUGGACACUGCAUCGGAUAGUUGUUGAUGUAGUUCGAACAGAUAGUCAUCUUGAAUUUUAUGAGGAUACAAAAAAUUUGGCACGAAUGUCUGAUAUUCUUGCUGUUUAUGCAUGGGUUGAUCCUAGAACUGGAUAUUGCCAAGGUAUGAGCGAUUUGCUGUCUCCUUUUGUUGUCCUCUUCGAGGAUAAUGCUGAUGCUUUUUGGUGCUUCGAGAUGCUUCUAAGGAGAAUGCGUGAAAACUUCCAAAUGGAAGGCCCAACAGGUGUCAUGAAACAGUUGCAAGGACUGUGGCACAUCUUGGAGCUUACAGAUAAAGAAAUGUUUUCCCACCUAUCCCUGAUAGGUGCUGAGAGCCUGCAUUUUGCUUUCCGGAUGCUACUGGUACUUUUCCGGCGGGAGUUGUCUUUCAAUGAGGCUCUGUCAAUGUGGGAGAUGAUGUGGGCCGCUGAUUUUGAUGAAUCUUUGUCUUGCCAUCUGGAUGACAAUUGCCCAGAACUAUUAGUAAUACAGAUCCCUAGGGACUCUAGAGCAGAAAUGGAACAAGAAAGCAUUGACAAUAGUCCUAGUUGUUUAAAGGGUGGUGCAUCAUCCAAAAAGGGACACCUAGAACACUCCGUAUCUGACAACACAGGCAUAAAGUCAGCAUCAGCUCAUCCCCUUUGUGGUUUGGCAAAAACAUUUUGGUCCAGAAAUGACCGCUUGCAUGUUGGUACUGCAUUAUCAACAAUGGGAAAUGGCGAUGAUGAAUUACCUGUUUUCUGUGUGGCAGCAAUUCUUAUCAUGAACCGUCAGAAAAUUAUUCGAGAAACACAUUCCAUAGAUGAUCUAAUAAAGAUAUUUAACGACAAUUUGUUAAAGAUCAGGGUCAAGAGAUGCAUACGUACGGCUAUCAAACUACGAAAGAAGUACUUUUACAAACUGAUCAAGAGCAGGAGCCCUGCAGCUCAGAGCGUUGACUAGGGUUUUUCCUUCAUUAUCACAUAACUUGAUGACAAUACAGUAGCACUUUGAAUUGAUGCUGGUUAUACAAGAUUCCAGUCCGUGGUUUGGCAAUUGCUUUGCAAAUAAGUUUUAUCUUUAAGGAGUUUAAGCAAAUUGCUCGUGAUGUUUGGAGAUUAUUUGUCUGCUCAAACCCUAAAACUAUUCCACCACAGUACAAAGGACACUAAAGUGGAAAUCUUCCUUCGCUUUGUUUGGGGCUGUCCACGAGUACUUCUUGCAGGUUAGGAGUAACCAAAGUCUUUUUUCUUUUACACAUGUUUAUAGACUUUGGAUUGACAUCUCAGGAUACAGCUUACCGACCGAACUUAUAGACUUUAUAUGCGAUUAUUUAUUAGAACAUAUCAUCUUAGAAAUUCUUGAUAGCGAUAUUUUUUGGAUAUCAUUGUACUUUUAAUUUUUUUAUUGCUUGGAUGUUCUUCUUCAUCUUGUUUAAUGCACUUGUACAAAAAUGACAAAUAGUACCUAUGAACUUAUAAUGGAUCUGCCUACAUGAUGCUGGGAUUAUUUCCAUUUGUGAAA